This is a messenger RNA of Menidia menidia (Atlantic silverside), 2488 nucleotides long. Lineage: Eukaryota; Metazoa; Chordata; Actinopteri; Atheriniformes; Atherinopsidae. The record is from the annotation of a GenBank genome assembly.
AAAGAUAAUUGUGAAACAUAAACAGGAAGCGGCUGGGCUGAGUUUUGGGGAGUAGUUGGACAGCCAUUGCAGUGUCGUGGCUCAGUAACAAAACACGAAAGAGGUGAGGAAGACCUGGCAUCUUACAGGCUCCCUUUUCUGACCGAGAGAUUAAUUUACAUGACUGAUAGAGCAAACACACUUGGUAAAUUAAUCUACGCUUAGACAACAGGAUUCAACAGCUCCGGAUAUGUCAUUCCUAUUUGAUUGGAUUUAUAGCGGUUUUAAUAGCGUACUACAGUUUUUAGGACUGUACAAGAAAUCUGGCAAGUUAGUAUUUCUUGGCCUGGACAAUGCUGGCAAAACAACGCUAUUGCACAUGCUCAAAGAUGACAGAUUGGGACAACAUGUGCCAACCUUACACCCAACCUCAGAAGAGCUGACAAUUGCUGGGAUGACGUUCACCACCUUUGACCUAGGAGGCCACACACAAGCCCGCAGAGUGUGGAAAAACUACCUCCCUGCCAUCAAUGGCAUCGUCUUUCUUGUGGAUUGUGCAGACCACCCAAGACUGGCCGAAUCAAAAGCAGAACUUGAUGCACUGAUGACAGACGAGACUAUUGGAAAUGUGCCUAUCCUAAUCCUGGGCAACAAGAUCGACAGACAAGAAGCCAUCAGUGAGGAGAAACUGAGGGAACUGUUUGGAUUGUAUGGACAGACGACAGGCAAAGGCAACAUCCCCAUGAAGGAGCUGAACACGAGACCACUGGAGGUCUUCAUGUGCAGCGUGUUGAAGAGGCAAGGCUACGGCGAGGGUUUCCGCUGGCUCUCCCAGUACAUCGACUAAAGAGCCGGACCCCACAGCGCACCGACAUCACCACCACCAUCAGAGAGAAGGCGCCAAAUCCCACCAGCCGAGGCGCCCGCCAUCGCCACCGGUACCAUCAUAAUCAGCCCCAUGUUCGGUUAAUCAAGUCUGCCUCCACCUUCAGAGAAACCAGUACAACUCGAUCCCAAUAGACUUUUAUUGGUUGAACAUUUGGUUCCACACUUACAGAAUUCAAACCUGUGCGCACAUGUAAGCAUUGUCAUCUCUCUCGUUUUUUAAGAGAGUAACAUAGCGUUGGCUCCACAGUAAAGGGUGUUCACAUUCAAACCGGUAAAUCUUUUCUAUUUUGUGUCUGUCAUUCGCUGCCCUCUGUCCCUCCUUCCCACCAUCCGUUGAGUGUGAUGAUAGAUGCAUAUAACUGUAAAUCUGUACAUGAUUCCAUUGAUAUAUCAGCAAUCUUUAAAGCCUCUUCCCCCUCUUCAACUCAUCCUACGUAAACGAGAGUGAGCCGCAUAAUUGUAUACAUUGCAGUACACUUUUUUAACAGUAAAGAAAUUAAUUCAACCUUGUAUUUAAUCAGUGUUUUGGUUUGACCCGCUUUUUGUUUCUUUUCUUUGUUUUUUUUAAAACUUGGUUUCAGUAAAUUGAGAAUGCGUACAUGUGGCUUUUUCACCCAUUUCUAUGAGCGGACCAGUGCAUUAAUCUUAGUAUAUUCUAUACGAGAUCCAUCUCUUUCACAACAGAUGAUACACUUUAAUUCCAGGCUUCUGUCCUUUAGGCAGAGUAGCUCUGAGUGGAUCCAGAUAGUCAGUGGGCUCCCUUUUUAAACAGAAGCAUGGGGUGGUAGUAUUACUAAUGGGGGGAGUUGUUUCUUUUUUCUUUUCUUUUUUUUUUAAAUAGGCUGUAACUCUGGCAAGGUAUGAUGAAAUUCUGUAGAUAGCACAAUGAUCAGUUGAUGCAAAGACAGCUAUUUAAAUUAAAUAAAACUUUGCAUUUCAUAGCCAGAUCGUAACACGCCACAAGAGAUGAUGGGAGGAAUAAACAGAGUAGUAACAUCCAGUAGUUGUCAGCAUUGGAAAGUCCAUACUGCAGGUGCGUUUUCCAGCUCAGAUCUUUUCCCAGGGAGAAUUUAGUGACCAAGUGAGAAUGGAGAACCCAGUCCCACAGUGGGAACAGAGAGGCCUACGACCGCUCUAAGGGACCAUAUGUAUGAAAUGUACAUGAACAUCGUACAUGGAUUUUGUAUUUAUAAAUGGUAUCCUUUGAUCUAUGUGCAUUACCAGAAACUAUUAUGCAUGCCUUGAUCUUUUGAUUUCUUUCUUUUUUUUUUUAAUGACCAUCACUCAAUGGGAGGGAAGAAGAUGCCAAAAUUUACAAGGAGAGAUGAUUGUCUUGUCUUUUUAAAAGAAACAAUGGAGUUGCGCAUAAUACACUUUUUCUGUCCCUGUCCCUUUGUGUCUUUUUCAUUCCCUCAUUACUAAGUGAUGAGCUGUUCCAACGAGGAUGGGACUGGCUGUUGUUUGCAUCAUAAAAAAAAUGUAAUAAAUGUUUGCAAUGAAUAACGGGCUUUAACAAUGAACCCCCAGUGCAGACUGAUUGUUUUGCUCUUCUUCAUUCAGCGCUUUUUUUCAUUUGAAUAAUUUCAGGGGUUGAAUUUGCCUCACAUAAUAAAUGCCUGGA